Eriocheir sinensis (Chinese mitten crab) is the source of this 688-nucleotide messenger RNA. Its product is annotated as protocadherin gamma-C4-like. The record is from RefSeq and is a predicted model, not a curated record. Gene Ontology annotation, cellular component: membrane. The coding region runs from base 14 to 292 and encodes 92 amino acids. Lineage: Eukaryota; Metazoa; Arthropoda; Malacostraca; Decapoda; Varunidae. Gene Ontology annotation, molecular function: calcium ion binding. Gene Ontology annotation, biological process: homophilic cell-cell adhesion. The transcript has 2 exons.
AGUGAGGUACCGCAUGUAUGAAGCCAACAGUUCUGAGGCGCUGGAGCUCUUCUCGGUCAACCCCACCACCGGAGAGGUCACCGUGGCACAGACCAUCCACAGCCGAGAAAAUGAGGUGUACCAGUUUUUCAUCCGUGGCGAGGACAGCGGCUCCCCCCAGCACCACUCCGACGUGCCCGUCACCAUCUUCCUGCUGCCCCCUCAUGAGAACCCCCCGCACUGCGCCAGGAAGUAUGCACAGUUCUUCAUCAGGGAGGACCCCCCAUCGGUGAGCACCCACAGCUAUCAGUAAUAUAACACACACACACACAUACACAUAAAAAAAUAAGAUAAAAUUAAAAAGUCACUGGUAAAAUGCAUAUUAUUUAAGAAAAUACAAGGAAGGAAACAAUAUGCAGAUCACUUGGCACACACACACACACACACACACACACACACACACACACACACACACACACACACAGGCAUUUGAUAAGAGACUGAUGUGGAAAUUAGAAAAUAGAGGAGGAUUGGGAGAAAAAUGACUAUGGAUGAAAAAUUACCUGACAAACAAAGAAAUGAGAACCGUGUUGAAAGGUGAGAUAUCAGAAUGGAGAACGGUCACAAGUGACGUUCCACAAGGGUCAGUGUUAGCGAAUAUUAUGUUUUUAAUAUUUAUAGAUGAUAUGCCAGAAAAAGUAAAGAGUUA